UGAAAAAUUUACAAAAUGAUCAAAACAAUGUCUUCAACUCGUGAACGAAUUAUAAUGCUCAAUGAUGAUGAUGAUGUUGAUGAUAAUAAUAACGGUGGUGGUGAUGAUAAUGAUGAUUUAUAUAAAGGUUAUAAUGAAUUUCAUCCAGUAUUGGAUACUCGUAAUCUACAAGAUGAUGAAGAAUUUUUACGUACAGUUAAUAAAAGUGGAUAUGGUCGACAAUUACAAUCACGUUCAUUAUUACGUAGUGGUUUUCGUACGGCUGCCGGUGGUGGUAAUUCAACAGCUGGUCUUGCAUUUUCACGUUCACAAAAUCCAAUAAAUUCAUUGAUGAAAUCUCGUGGUACAGCAGUUACUAGUGGAUUACGAACUGCUCUUGGUACUGGUACUGGAAGGCCAGCAACUGCUGUUCGUGGUGCUGGUUAUACAUCACAAUCAAGUCAAAAUCGUAUAUUUGAUCCACUUGGUCUUGCUAAUUCAUCAGGUCAAUCAGGUGGUAAUGGAUCAAAAUCGGUAUUUCAUUUACAGGAUGAAUCAGCACCGGAAUGGAAAAUCAAACAAAUGGAAAAACAGAUAAUGCGUUUGUUGGAUGAAAGUGUACAGACUGCACAACGACGACAAGAUUAUGGUCAGGCAUUAGAUUUAGCUAAAGAUUGUGUAGCUAAAGAACGAUCAUUAAAUCGUUUGAAAGAACAAUCUGGAUUGAUGGAAACAUAUGGAACAAAUUCCGAUCUAACAUUGGCUACAAUGUUCAAUUUAGCCGAACGUUAUUCUGAUGCUCAAAUGUGGUCCGAAGCAAUCAAUACAUAUCAGGCAUUGUUAAAAAAUCGUUCAUUUACUAAUACGGGAAGAUUUCGAAUGAAUAUUGGAGAAAUUUAUUUCCGUCAACGACAAUAUCCAAAAGCGAUAAAAUUUUUUCGUAUGGCAUUGGAUCAAAUUCCACAAACACAGAGUGAAUUACGAUUAAAAUUAAUGGCAAAUAUUGGUCUAGCGUUUGUACGAUUAACACAAUAUGCCGAUGCUAUUGCUGCAUUCGAAUUUAUAUUAGCCGAACGUGGUGAUUGGAAUGAUGCCGAAACUGUUUUUCAUUUAAUCGUUGCCUAUUAUGCACUUGGUGAUGGUGAUAAAAUGAAAUAUUAUUUUAAUAAAUUACUUCAGGUUAAAGUUGAAGAUCAAUUUGAAGAACGUUAUGGUCAUCAUGAAAUCCUAACAAAUGGUGGUAUCAUAUUUGCUGGUGGUACAUCAAGUUUAGGUGGUUCGACAGAGACGAAUGAAACUAUUGAUCAUCGAACUUCGGCAUCAUCAUCAAUCAAUCAACGGCCAACAUCACCAAUAUUAUUGAUUCGUGAUGAACAAGAUCAUUUUAAUAAUUUAUUGAUCGAAGCAAUACGUAAUGAUCGUUUACGUCAAUAUGAAAAGGAAAUUAUUCGUCAUGUUGAAUGGUGUAUAUUGACAGCAGCAAAAUUGAUUUCACCAUUUAUUGAAGUUGAUCAUGUUCCUACUGUACCAAAUGGAUUAAUGGUUAUGCCAAUCGAUUCAUACAAUCGAAAUCAAAUGACAAAUGGUGAACUACCACCUUCAUCAUCAUCAAUAACAUCUGGAUAUGAUUGGUGUCUGGAACAGAUACGUCGUAUGGCUUCAAUUACAUCGACCACAUUGUAUAGUGUGAAUUCUGGAUUGAAUUUCAUACAUUUAGCCGAUGAAUUAGAAUUGUAUAAAGCGACAAAACAAUUACGAGCACGCGAAUUCGAUCAAGCAAUAUCUACAUUAAAAUCAUUCGAAUCAAAAGAUCGAUUACUAACAUCAUCACGUACGGCUAGCGCAAAUGAUCCUUCCAAUCGAUUAAAUGUGAUGUCAACAACAUCGGCUACAAUCUCAUCGUCAACUUCUUCAUCUUCGGCAGCGAUACGAAUGUCUUCAGCGACAGCCAGGGUUUCGGCAACGGCAGCUACAAAUCUAUCAUUUUUAUAUCUACUUCAACGUGAUUAUGAAUCGGCCAAUCGUUAUGCAGAUGAAGCAAUUUCAAUUGAUCGUUAUUGUUCAGGUGCCGUACUAAACAAAGGCAAUAUAUUCUUUCGACAAGGUGAUUUUCAACGUGCAAUCGAAUAUUAUCAAGAAGUGAUAGCAAAUAAUUCAACAAUAUUAGAAGCAUAUUUUAAUCUAGCAUUAGCUGAACGUAAACUUGGUCAUUAUGAUAGUGCAUUGGAUGCUCUAUAUCGUUUACGUACAAUAAUACGGAUACCAAAAAAUCAAUCAAAUAUGUUGAAUCAAAAAAUAACCAAUACAAUCGAAGUAAAUCUAAUGUAUCAAAUUGGUUUAAUCUAUGAAUCGAUGGGUAAUCAAGAUCAGGCAAGAGAUUUUUUUCAAAAAGUUUUACAACUUGUUCCAACUGAUGUUGGUCUUUUAAUUAAAAUGGCCGAUAUGGCAUCGGAUGAAAAUGAUCGUAAACAAUCAUUAAAUUACUUACAUGAAUCAUAUCGUUAUCUACCAUCACAUAUACCAACCAUUGAACGUUUAGCUGCCUAUUAUAUUGAAAUGAAAAUGUAUGAUCAAACUAUUAAAUUUCUUGAACAAUUGGCCAUUAUACAACCAAAUCAAAUUAAAUGGCAGCUAAUGAUUGCUGCAUCAUAUCGUCGAUCGGGAAAUUAUCCACAAGCAUUAUCAACCUAUCAAUCGAUUCAUCAACGUUUUCCGGACAAUAUUGAUUGUUUAAAAUUUUUAGUUCGUCUUUGUUCCGAAUUAGAAUCGAAUGAACCGAAUGGAUCAUAUGGACAAUUAGUUGAACAAUAUUCGGAUCAUCUUAGACGUUUGGAAAAAACACGUGAAUUACGUGAAGAACAAAAAUUAACAUCCAGUCGAAGUGCAUCAAGAGCAUCAACAGCGGCUAGUCGACAAACUCAUGUAAAUGCCUCUAAUGGUAAUCGUAAUCUAAGCGGUGGUGGUGGAUCUAGUUCACGUGAAGGAUCAGCUGCAACUACUUCAUCAAACGGAAGCGGUAGCAGUGGCUAUAUGACCAAAUCAAUUACACCGACAAAAUCAAGUCCAAGAUUAUUGAUUGCUACAAAUAAUAAUAAUGAUAUAAAUAGUGGUUCAUCAAAAUCAUCAGCAGGUUCCAUUAGUGCUAUUGUUGAUCAGGUUGUUGAACAAUUUGAUACGAAUAAUAUGGAAAGACCAACAACAUCAUGGCGUGAUCGUAAUCUAAAAUCAUCACAUGGUCGUGUUAUGACAGCAAUGGGCAGAGGUAAUGGUGGUGAUCCUGAUGAUGAAGAUUUUCUAUUGGAUGCAAAUAUUGAUGAAAUGUUACCGGAUUAAUUUAAUUCAAUUCUUAUUGUUAUUAUGAUUGAAUGUUGUGAUAUGCAAUAAUAUUUGAAAAUUAUGCACUAAAAUUUAUUUAACUA
Dermatophagoides pteronyssinus (European house dust mite) is the source of this 3398-nucleotide messenger RNA. RefSeq names its product intraflagellar transport protein 88-like protein nompB (gene nompB). Lineage: Eukaryota; Metazoa; Arthropoda; Arachnida; Sarcoptiformes; Pyroglyphidae. Gene Ontology annotation, molecular function: kinesin binding. Gene Ontology annotation, biological process: non-motile cilium assembly; intraciliary transport. Gene Ontology annotation, cellular component: ciliary base; centriole; ciliary basal body. The record is from RefSeq and is a predicted model, not a curated record.